Messenger RNA from Cucumis melo (muskmelon), 1956 nucleotides. RefSeq names its product sister chromatid cohesion 1 protein 1. Gene Ontology annotation, biological process: mitotic sister chromatid cohesion; synaptonemal complex assembly; replication-born double-strand break repair via sister chromatid exchange. The coding region runs from base 1 to 1830 and encodes 609 amino acids. Gene Ontology annotation, cellular component: synaptonemal complex; cohesin complex. Gene Ontology annotation, molecular function: chromatin binding; protein binding. The transcript is spliced from 19 exons. NCBI's taxonomy places the organism in Eukaryota, Viridiplantae, Streptophyta, Magnoliopsida, Cucurbitales, Cucurbitaceae. The record is from RefSeq and is a predicted model, not a curated record.
AUGUUUUACUCGCAUCAGCUUCUAGCUCGCAAAGCUCCUCUAGGCCAAAUCUGGAUGGCUGCGACAAUGCACGCGAAGAUUAAUCGGAGGAAGCUCGAUAAGUUGAACAUAAUCAAAAUUUGUGAGGAGAUUUUGAAUCCUUCGGUUCCGAUGGCUCUAAGACUCUCGGGGAUUCUUAUGGGUGGCGUUGUCAUUGUUUAUGAACGGAAAGUUAAAAUUCUUUACGAGGAUGUAACUCGCCUUCUGAUUGAGAUAAACGAAGCAUGGAAAGUGAAAGCAGCUCCAGAGCCCACCGCCCUUCCCAAAGGAAAAUCUCUGGCCAAGAAGGAAGCUGUUACUAGGCCUGAGAAGGAUCCGAACGAUGUUUCCUAUGACACCUCUCCAAUGAAGUUUCAGCAAACCGCAUUUUUUAGUAUGCGGCUUGACAGUGUGGAUGAACCCUAUAUCAACGACAAAACGGUGGAAGAUGACCCAUCACAAAACUUCCAUCAAAGUUUUAUUCCGUCCCUUGAACUCAUUUUCUGCAUAACUAUUAAAUUCAUGAUGCCUGAUAUUGAAAAUAUAACCUUAAUUGAGCGUUUUGAUAUGUAUCAAUCAAAGACAAGUACAUUUGAUCGGUUUGAAAGAUUUGAUAUUGAAGAGUACGAGGAUACACAACCAGAUUUUGCAUCUGUAGAUCAAACACAAAUUCCAGCUACUGUUAGACCUUCCCCUCCUCCUCCAGACAAGUAUCCAGAAGGCCCUCCUGAUGCUGAAGUCCAGGACCAACAUCUUGAACACAAUGUUGAUCAGCCGGCCAAGGAAUCCAAGGAGCAUAGACAGCUGGAGCAGGAGGCAAGAAAAAGGAAAGCAAAAAGAACAGCAGCCUCUUUGAUGGACUAUGAACAGACCAUCAUUCCUGGACAUGUAUACCAAUCUUGGCUAAAAGAUGUCUCGGAUCUGAUCUCUAGAAGAAGAAGAAAGAGAAAGGUUCUUAGUCUUCAACCUCAGCGGACAGGUCCAAUGUUCACUAAGAAGAUAGUCACUCUCAUGGACCUUCCUCCUGUGGUGUUAAGUGAACGCUUGUUCACAGAAGGAAGUAGAGAAGCCUACUAUCCAGCUCCUCUCCUAGAGUUAUGGAUGAGAAGUAUACGUCAAUCCCCUGACUCACCUUCUGAUCAUUACAGUGGAGUUGGUUCUCAGUCGUUUGGAGGUUCCAUGGAGAAGCUAAUGACCGGACAAGUCAAUGAUGGUGCCGAGAUUCCUCUGGAAGAACUUGGACCCAAUAUCAUGGAUAAUGUUAUGGAGAUGGCUGAAAGAAAUCAAAUGGGUACACCUGGAAAUUCCGGAUUUGGAGUGAGGUCAGUUUCAAGCUCAGCAUCUGAACAUGAUGUGCUAUCAAAAAAUUCAGGGACUGAUUCUGUACGGUUCAACAAGAAAAGACCUUAUUCUUCAUCUAAGCGAAGUAGCGGAGGCCUCGAACCUGUAGCUGAGGAGAAUCCAUGGUCUCAUCAUUCUGAUCCAAAUUUCAAGUUAGCGAGGUUGUCUGAAAAUGAUCCAGAUUUAUUGGAAGAAACUGCAUUGACACAAACUCAAGUUUCUCAAGCUGCUUUCAAGCAUCCUCCUGCUGACAAGAUAACUGAUUCCAUUCGAAUGCAAAUGAAGGCACAUUUCGAUACGCCAGGAGCCGCAUCAACAGAAUCUCUAAACAAUUUGGCUGCUGGAAUGAACCGCAAAGCAGCUGCUAUGCUCUUCUAUCAAACUUGCGUUCUAGCUUCAAGUGAUUACUUAAAGGUCAACCAACAAGUUCCCUUUGGAGAUAUUUUCAUCUCUAAAGGUACAAAAAUGUGACGAGGAGUGAGGUCAGCAUCUUAAACUUACUAAAGCCACCAUCACGCACAUACACACACACAUAUAUAUAUUCUGCCAAUACAAUUUUUACUGAAAUAGCAUCUUGUUUGUCAUUUAUACAUAGAA